Ceratina calcarata is the source of this 1552-nucleotide messenger RNA. Its product is annotated as beta-1,3-galactosyltransferase 1. Gene Ontology annotation, biological process: protein O-linked glycosylation. Gene Ontology annotation, molecular function: hexosyltransferase activity. The transcript has 4 exons. Gene Ontology annotation, cellular component: Golgi membrane. Lineage: Eukaryota; Metazoa; Arthropoda; Insecta; Hymenoptera; Apidae. Bases 28 to 1227 code for a protein of 399 amino acids. The record is from RefSeq and is a predicted model, not a curated record.
UUAAAAGUGUACAUAAUCUGUUUUUAGAUGGACAGAUUACGAUUAUUGCCAUUGGAAUUGCCAUCAGCCACCAAUAUAAAUAAUAAUAAUGGAACGAUUAAAGGGAGAAUAUCCUUUGUUCGAAGAUUAGCAGUAGGAUUCGUAAUCCUGGCUACAUUAGGUUUGUUGUAUGUGCCAGCAUACCAUUCUGCCCAAGGUCCAUUUUUAGGCUUAGGUGAGACUUCAUCUCCUGCAGAGCAUAUUGGUGUUUCACAUUUGAUAGCCUCAGUAGCACAGCUGCAAGGAUGGACAUACAAUACCUCAAGAGAUGUUUGUGUAUAUAUACAUCCAGAAAAUACAACUUCAGUUUUAAGCCCUUCAAACAUAUGUUCUCCAUCAUCGUACCUGCUAAUAAUUAUUUGUUCAGCUGUUAUGAAUUUCAAAGCUAGAACAGCUAUACGAAAUACUUGGGCUAAUAAAAAUAAUUUAGACGGUGUAUAUAAUUCAACUGUGAAGGUAGCAUUUCUUCUGGGACAAAGUGAUAAUGAUACAUUUAAUAACAUAAUAGCAGAAGAAAGCCAUCAAUAUAAUGAUAUUAUUCAGGAAAAAUUUCUUGACACAUAUAACAAUUUGACAUUGAAGUCUGUAAUGAUGUUAAAAUGGAUAACAUCGAAUUGUGGCCAAGCUAAAUACCUAAUGAAAACAGAUGACGAUAUGUUUGUAAACAUUCCUGCAUUAAUGAAAACUUUACAAGCAAGAUCGCAAACUACUAAUACAUUAUUAGGUUCUCUUAUUUGCAAUGCCAAACCGAUAUUAGAUCCAAUGAAUAAAUGGUAUACUCCAAAAUAUAUGUAUUCGGAGAAAAUUUAUCCUAAUUAUUUAUCUGGUACCGGGUAUGUAAUGAGUUUAGACGUGGCAAUCAAAUUAUAUCACGCAGCGUUAACAACGCCGUUGCUACAUUUAGAGGACGUUUAUGUCACCGGUAUUUGCGCGAAACACGUGAAGAUAAGGCCUGUAAAUCAUCCUGGUUUCAGUUACGUUCCACGUAAGCUGGAACCUUGCACUUUAAGAAAUGCUAUUACAGCACACAGAGUUAAUACAUCCACUAUGCAUGCCAUAUGGAGAAAAUUGAAUGAUGACGCCAAUCUUUCUUGCAGUCAUUAUUCCGAUAAGAAAUCAGUUACAUUAAGCAAGGGUGGUAGAAAUAUUGGUAUAACAAAAAGAAGAUCCAACAACAAAUGCGUUUAAAUUAAUAACUCGCUAAAGUUAUUUACUAAUUUAAAAUUAUAAAAAAGGAAAAAAUUAUAAAAGAUAGGUCAGUGAGUAUUCAUUCUCUCAUAAUAAUUAUUACAAAACACAGUCAUACAUUUUACAGUCAGACUAUUUUUCCAUUCAAGUAGCAAUAGCUUGUAAUGAAAGUGUUAAGUAGAUUUUAUGUGUCAGUUGCCUUCUGUGUUAUUUAUUGUUACAAAGUAAUUGUCUUCAUUGGAUAACAAAUAUCUCUUAGAUGCAAAUCUUAUUUCAAGCGUCAGUUAUAAUAAAAGUGAUGUGAAUGAAAAAUAAUUAACGAAAA